GCUGCCAUCAGCAGCACAGCCUCCAUCACCGAGGCGUGUCUGUGUGUGAUCGUGGACACGCACACGCGCACACACACGCACACCAUCGUGUGGAGGGAGUUUUCGGCCGAGCGAACCGGUUUUACUGGGAACUUCACCCCGGAAGUGACGGCGAGUUACACACAAGGGAAGUCCUACAGGUGGUAUGAAUAUACGUCCGCUGGAAAAAGUAGAGCGCUGCUGUCGUCGUUGAGUGAGCAGUGAGCGUCUCCGUCAGUGCUUUUGGCGGAGACGAGACGAGAAGACACACGAAGACAUGGACGUUCUGAAGAAAGGUUUGAACAAAGCCAAGGAAGGAGUGGUGGCCGCCGCAGAGAAGACCAAGCAGUCGGUGACAGGAGCUGCUGAGAUGACCAAGGAUGGGGUCAUGUUUGUAGGUACCAAAACAAAGGAUGGCGUCACUACAGUUGCAGGUAAAACAGUGGAAGGCGUGAGUCAGGUUGGCCAAACCAUGGUAACCAGCGUGACCGCCGUGGCCCACAAAACCGUGGAAGGGGCGGGCAGUAUCGUCGCAGCAACCGGAUUGGUCAAGAAGGAUCCAGCCAAACCAGGCGACGACAACGUGGGCGUGCAGGAUGUCAUCGAGUCACCGGUUGACACAGACACCGCCGAUGUGACGGAGGACGACACGGACUGAAGACGACCAUUGAAGAGGAAGACGAUCCAAACAUUCCGUGUUGCUCUGCCAAGUCCCGUCGUGCCUCGUUUUUGGUCCUGUAUGACGUCCGUGUUUGUACAGUAAAGCUAAGUAAAUGGUCGGGUGUGGGUUGUGUGUACUCGUAUGAUACGUCAGCAAAUGUGCCUCAGGUGUGUUGUGUGUGCUUUGGGACCAAACGUCAUCACUGCCACUUUGUGUUAGCAACAACUACAGUGGAACAGUAACGAUACAGUGUCUGCUAGCUGGAACAGUAACGAUAUGGAACAGUAACAAUAGUGUCUACUAGCUGGAACAGUAACGAUACAGUGUCUGCUAGCCGGAACAGUAACAAUAUGGAACAGUAACGAUACAGUGUCAGCUAGCCGGAACAGUAACGAUACAGUGUCUAAUAACUGGAACAGUAACGAUACAGUGUCUAAUAACUGGAACAGUAACGAUACAGUGUCUACCAGCCGGAAAAGUAACGAUACAGUGUCUGCUAGCCGGAACAGUAACGAUACAGUGUCUGCUAGCUGCAACAGUAACGAUACAGUGUCUGCUAGCUGCAACAGUAACGAUACAGUAUCUGCUAGCUGCAACAGUAACGAUAUGGAACAGUAACGAUACAGUGUCUGCUAGCCGGAGCAGUAACGAUACAGUGUCUGCUAGCCGGAACAGUAACGAUACAGUAUCUAAUAGCUGUAACAGUAACGAUACAGUGUCUGCUAGCUGGAACAGUAACGAUACAGUGUCUGCUAGCCGGAACAGUAACGAUACAGUGUCUAAUAACUGGAACAGUAACGAUAUGGAACAGUAACGAUACAGUGUCUGCUAGCCGGAGCAGUAACGAUACAGUGUCUGCUAGCCGGAGCAGUAACGAUACAGUGUCUGCUAGCUGGAACAGUAACGAUAUGGAACAGUAACGAUACAGUGUCUGCUAGCCGUAACAGAACGAUACAGUGUCUACCACAAUGAACCACCUAAGUGUCUAUGUGAUGGAUUUUUGGGCUAUUCUUUGGUAUCCUGAUGUCACUGUUCAUGUAUCAUAUUCCAUUUUCAGCAGUGAUGAACAAAACGCCUUAGUUGGAUUUUAGUGUGGAAUAAAAUGUGGUAAAAGCUUAGUCAUCGUGUUCUUUCAUCCACAGCAGGUGACAU
Messenger RNA from Doryrhamphus excisus (bluestripe pipefish), 1831 nucleotides. RefSeq lists its product as uncharacterized. The record is from RefSeq and is a predicted model, not a curated record. Gene Ontology annotation, cellular component: axon terminus; neuronal cell body; cytoplasm. NCBI's taxonomy places the organism in Eukaryota, Metazoa, Chordata, Actinopteri, Syngnathiformes, Syngnathidae. Gene Ontology annotation, molecular function: cuprous ion binding. Gene Ontology annotation, biological process: synapse organization; chemical synaptic transmission; synaptic vesicle endocytosis.